ACACACUUAUAAAAGGCAAGUAUUCGGCAGUGGAGAUGCACACCUAUGAAAAAAUUAAUGGUCUACUAGGACCAAGUAUAUUCUUUAUCUGCGAUGGUUUAACUGAUGUUUUUAAACUUUCAAAAACAGCUGAUUGUCAAACAAUUUUUUAGGUUAUGUUUUGGUUAUUUUAUUUUGUAUACAGAAACAGAUAUUGUACUAAUAUUAUAAGCAAUUAUUACUGGAUAUAUUCGGUACACUACUGCUCUAUUCAUGGGAUCAGAGGGCAAAUCGAGUGAUAAUAGAUGAUGUGUGCUUCAUAUUCAUAUAGUUAUAGUAUGAUGAGGAUAACAUGAUUUCGCUUGGUCGCGUCGACAUGCUUCAAGGUCAUUUUUUUGCUACAAUUGCGAACAAGAACGAUUACUACACCAUCUAAAUCGAAUGUAGUACGCUGAUGUCUUUUAUCGGCUCACGGCGUUAUUUACUUGUGAGUAGAGUUUUAGUCAGGAUGUCUUCCAGUAAAUUUUCUUACGAGGAGGCUGUUAAGAAGUUAAAUUUACUUCAAUCAAAUAAAUCAGCUAUAGAACAAAUAAGAAAAGAUAUAAAAUUAGGCCAAAAAUGUACAAACCUAGAAGAUAUGGAAAAUUACUUGCACCGGACUGGUGUCAAUUUAUCCAUGUUAGAUGAGCUCUCUGUGAUACAUGUUGCUGGCACCAAAGGGAAGGGUUCAACAAGUGCAAUGUGUGAAUCAGUGCUUCGUCAUCAUGGCUACAGGACUGGCUUCUACUCUUCCCCGCAUUUGGUUGCUGUGCGUGAACGAAUCCGUCUUAAUGGCUGCAUAGUUGAAAAGGAAACCUUCUCGAAACACUUCCGUGAUGUCUACGAUCGUUUGCAUGCUACACAGAGUUUCGAAGGUGACAUGCCCAAGUACUUUGCAUUCCUUACUGUGCUAGCAUACAACAUGUUUCUGAAAGAGAAGGUGGAUGUGGCCAUUGUGGAAGUUGGCAUUGGUGGUGUUGUGGACUAUACUAAUGUACUGAGGAAAGUCCCAGUGGUUGGUAUAACAGCUUUGGGCCUUGACCACACGUCAAUCUUAGGCACAACUCUCCCAGAGAUCGCAGAGGCGAAGGCCGGUAUUAUGAAAACAGGGUGUGAUGCAUACACUGUGCAACAACCAACAGAUGCAAUGGAAGUCCUAGAGAAAGUUGCCAGUAAUGUUAAGUGUUCAUUGCACAUAGUUCCAGAUUAUAAAUCAUACACAUUUGAAAAUGGUCUCAAACUAAAACUGCCAGUAGAAAUAGAAGCAUAUCGUAUGAAUGCAUCUCUUGCUAUACAACUGGCACAUGCUUGGAUGCGUAAAAAUAAAACGCAUUCAUUAAAUAAUAUUACAAAUGUAACAAAUGGUGCUAUAUAUGAAAAAGUAUAUAAAGGAAAUGGCAUUGAAAAUAAUGUAAUUACAAAACUACCAAAUAAAACAAUAAAAGGUUUAUCAGCGUGUAAAUGGCCCGGGAGAUACCAAGUGAUUGAAACAGAGUACUCCACUUUUUAUCUAGAUGGCGCUCAUACUAAAGAAUCAAUGGAAAUAUGCGCAAACUGGUUUGAAGACAAUAACAAAUAUCAAGACAAAAGUUUAAUUUUUAGUGCAACUGGUGAUAGAGAUGCUGAGGUAUUACUAACACCUUUGAAAUUUAUAAAUUUUAAGUCCGUAUAUUUUGUUAUUCCGACAGCAUUUAAGGAAAUAAGUCAUAAGAAUGACAAUUUUUCUACCAUGGAAUAUAGAGAUUUAAUUGCAAGAUGUCAGAAAAAUGAAGCAACCUGGAAUCGGCUUCAAGAAAAUGACAAAUGUAGUAAAGUCACUGUUUUAGAAUGUGUUUCAGACGCUUUGUCUUGUAUAAAACAAAACGGUGACAGCAAAUCUGUUUUGAUCACUGGCUCUUUACAUUUAGUGGGAGCUGCACUAUCUAUAAUUGAUCCUAAUUUAAGUGAAAAUUAAUUAUAAAAAACUG
Papilio machaon (common yellow swallowtail) is the source of this 1985-nucleotide messenger RNA. It is a transcript of the gene Fpgs1, whose product is annotated as folylpolyglutamate synthase, mitochondrial. Gene Ontology annotation, biological process: tetrahydrofolylpolyglutamate biosynthetic process. Gene Ontology annotation, molecular function: tetrahydrofolylpolyglutamate synthase activity; ATP binding. The coding region runs from base 434 to 1972 and encodes 512 amino acids. Lineage: Eukaryota; Metazoa; Arthropoda; Insecta; Lepidoptera; Papilionidae. The transcript has 8 exons. The record is from RefSeq and is a predicted model, not a curated record. Gene Ontology annotation, cellular component: mitochondrion; cytosol; cytoplasm.